AUCACCGUGUCAUGCCACUCUCCAGGCUCAACCUUCGGCACUCGUCGACAUCUGGCUCAGCCCUGCAAUCUACUUGCCUACUGCCGACUGGCAUUCCGCGACUCAAAGUGAAGCCAUCGCCCGCAGCUCUCCAUGCAUAUGUUCUUCCGCGCGGACAUGGGGCGGGCGCCUCUCCUUGGUUCGCGAGACACACGCGUUUGCCGCUGUGCCUCUGGUUCACGUCGUCUCCCGACCCGCGGUCUUGGUCUAUAACACCCUUUUUCCACCAUUACUGGAGACGACCUACGUUCUCAGAUGGCUGCACGACGCAACGUCCCUCACCGUCGUCGGGGAGGCGUUCAUUGGCGAAAUUCGAUACUUCCUUCGAGGCUCUAUAGCAAACUCGACGGCAUCCUCCGCCGGCGACGUGCAUCUACAGCGUGGGGUGCCCAUAGAUACCUCGACGACUAUCACGCAUACCCCGACAUGAACGAGCCACCCGCAGUAGCCAGUGAGGGUAGCAGACACAGCAGAGAUUGAGGAGAUGCACGAGGGAAGAGCGCAAAUGCGAGCGCCAUCACCCAUGGAGACUCGAACAUCGGACGAGCGAGAACGCGACCGUUCUGAAAUCUGGCGGCCGCAUUCAACAGGCUGCGCUUCCGAGGCUCUGUUGGUACUGAUGCGUCCUCAAGGCGAUCGUACAGAAGCCGACGUUGCGUGUGCACCCCCCAUCGUAGGGCCUUUACGUCGAGCUGCCUCUGUGGACCAGCACAUCCCCCAACAUAUUCGCUGCUGACCGCGGCGCAGUGCUUCAUGCUCGGCGUAUUCUUCAUCUACACGACUCCCCGCUCCCUAUGCCCCACUCCUAUCUCAGUCG
Molecule: messenger RNA, 856 nt
Organism: Trametes versicolor FP-101664 SS1
Lineage: Eukaryota; Fungi; Basidiomycota; Agaricomycetes; Polyporales; Polyporaceae
Exons: 2
Source: RefSeq, a predicted model, not a curated record